AUGUGGAACUACCUGUACUUGCUGCCAGUCUUCCUAGCUCUGUGGGCCGCGGCUGGCAUCUGGAUUGUCUUUGCAAUUGCCGUGGCUAACGGGAGUGUGGACCUCGGGAAAGGCUUCCCCUUUAUCAGUAAAUGUGGGUCUUACGCUCCCCAGAGCUGCAUUUUCGGCCAAGUCCUCAAUAUAGGAGCUGCUCUAGCUAUUUGGAUCUGCAUUGUGCGUUAUCAUCAACUCCGGGACUGGAGAGUCAAAACGUGGCAGAACCAGUUGAUUCUGUGGACCGGGCUCCUCUGUGCCCUGGGAACCUCCAUAGUAGGCAAUUUCCAGGAGACUAACCAGAAGGCCACACACCUGGUAGGGGCCUUUCUGGCCUUCAUCCUGGGCAACCUGUACUUCUGGCUACAAUUCUUUCUGUCCUGGUGGAUGAAGGGCCUGCCCCAACCCGGGCCCCGCUGGAUUAGGUGUCUGCGCCAGAGCAUCUGCAUCCUCUCCACCAUCCUCAUCGUGGCCAUGAUCGUCCUGUACUCCCGACGUAUGCGAUCCGCCUCCGCGGCCUGCGAGUGGGCCGUGGCCAUGCUGCUGUUCGUUCUGUUCGGCUUCUUUGCCGUGGACUUCUCCACCCUGCGUGGCUGCACCCUGCAGCUAGAGCCCCGACUGGACUCCAGCCUCCCGCCGCCGCCUGACACUGAGUCUCCAAAGACACAGACGUCUCAGGUGCUCUGACUAGGCCCCCGACUGUUGCUGGAGGA
This is a messenger RNA of Peromyscus maniculatus bairdii (prairie deer mouse), 746 nucleotides long. RefSeq names its product transmembrane protein 150B (gene Tmem150b). NCBI's taxonomy places the organism in Eukaryota, Metazoa, Chordata, Mammalia, Rodentia, Cricetidae. The record is from RefSeq and is a predicted model, not a curated record. Gene Ontology annotation, cellular component: plasma membrane.